AAAAUAAAAUAAAAAAACCCGAUAUUAUUCACACAUCCUAAAAAGUCUCCUCUCGAAACUUCCAACCAUUCUCAUCAGCCGAUCAAAUGGUGCACCCACCGCCGUCUCCGUCGUCUUCCACCGCCCAAUUCACCCAACAAUUCCUCUCCUCCGUCCUCUCCCAGCGCGGCCCCUCCUCCCUCCCCUACUCCGAAGACGUCAAAUGGCUCAUCCGCCAACACCUCCUCUCUUUAUCCGAAUCCUUCCCCUCUCUCCACCCCAAAACCGCCACUUUCACCCACAACGACGGCCGCACCGUCAACCUCCUCCAGUCCGACGGCACCGUCCCCAUGCUCUUCCACAACGUCACCUACAACAUCCCCGUCGUCAUCUGGCUCAUGGAGACCUACCCCCGCCACCCGCCUCUCGUCUUCGUGAAUCCCACGCGCGAUAUGGUUAUUAAGCGUCAACACUCCUUUGUUAACCCCUCUGGGUUAGUUUCCAUCCCUUAUUUGCAGAAUUGGGUUUAUCCUAGCUCUAAUUUGGUUGAUUUAGCUCGUAAUUUGAGUCAUUAUUUUGGUGUUGAUCCCCCUUUGUACUCCCAACGUAGACCAAACCCUAACCCUAACCCUAGUUUUAAUAAUAGUAGUAAUAAUACUUCAGUUUCAUCGGUUUCGGCUUCUGGGUUGAACUCGUCUUCUUCUAUACGGCCUGCGAUUCCGCCGAGGACUUAUCCGCCUUCGCCGUAUGGCAGCGGGCGGAUUUCGUCACCCUCUCCGACCCCGUCGCCUCCACCGGGAGUGGCGGGAGGGGUUACGGAGGAUCCGAAUGAGGUUUAUAGGCGGAAUGCGAUUAAUAAACUGGUGGAAAAUGUGCAUACUGAUGUAGAGGAGUUGAGGAAGAAGAGGGAAGUGGAAAUGGAAGGGAUGUUUACGGCUCAAGCGGUGUUACGUCAGCGGGAAGAGGAGAUUUCGAAAGGUUUGAGGGAGAUGCAGUAUGAGAAGGAGGCGUUAGAGCAGCAGUUGCAGAUGGUGUUGAUGAAUACGGAUUUGUUGGAAGGGUGGGUGAGGGAGAAUGAGGGGAAGUUAGGGGGUGAUGUGGGGAGUGUUAACGCGGAUGAAGCGUUUGAGCCGUUGGAUUCGUUGUCGAAACAGAUGUUGGAGUCGACUUCGUCGGAUCUUGCUAUAGAGGACGCGAUUUAUGCGAUGGAUAAAGCUGUGCAACAUGGGUCGAUACCGUUUGAUCUUUAUUUGAGGAAUGUGAGAUUGUUGUCGCGUGAACAGUUUUUUCAUCGUGCAACAUCUGCUAAAGUCAGGGCUGCGCAGAUGCACGCCCAAGUUACCAGCAUGGCUUCCAGAGCACCUCCGUAUGCUGUUUGACUAGUCAAUUAGUCGUCUGCCUUCUUGUGUUUGGAUGCCACUGCAAAUAUAUCCUUUGAAGAUCGAUUAGAACGGCUGGGGGUGUAAGUUCAAGGUUUAGGUUUGUUUUGUGUGGUUCAUUUCAUUGAUGGUGGUUUCUAUUUACAUAUAAACAAGUGGUACAUUGUGUUGAUAAACAAAUAUAUCUUUCCAUGUAUAACCUUUGUUACAUGACCUUCAAACCAUAAUCGUCAUAAUUUUUUCUCCUAUUAUUUAAUCAAGGUUUCUUCUUAAA
Molecule: messenger RNA, 1632 nt
Organism: Helianthus annuus (common sunflower)
Lineage: Eukaryota; Viridiplantae; Streptophyta; Magnoliopsida; Asterales; Asteraceae
Product: protein ELC-like
Exons: 2
Coding region: 87-1358 (423 amino acids)
Biological process (GO): endosome to lysosome transport; protein modification process; protein transport
Cellular component (GO): ESCRT I complex
Molecular function (GO): ubiquitin binding
Source: RefSeq, a predicted model, not a curated record